Molecule: messenger RNA, 1415 nt
Organism: Epinephelus moara (kelp grouper)
Lineage: Eukaryota; Metazoa; Chordata; Actinopteri; Perciformes; Serranidae
Product: centrosomal protein 43-like
Exons: 9
Source: RefSeq, a predicted model, not a curated record
UUGUGUCGUCUGUCAUGUUUUCAUGUUCACGCUCAGGACUCGGGAGGCGUGGCUUCUGUGGGUAAAGGAGACCUUCAGCAGCAGGGCUCCAGACACAGCGAGGCGUCUGACCACAAGAAGGAGCGUCUGGACCUGAACCAGGAGGUGGAGGACGAUCCUGAAGACGGGGACUCGUUCUUCGACGACCCACUGCCCAAACCACAGAAGACCUAUGGCUGUGGCAGUUCUCCUGUGGGUGACCAGGACCCAUCAGAACGGACCAACAGUCACAAAGAUGUUGUCCCCCUGAGGGAGGAGUGUCUCUCUGGGCCCGUGGUGUCCUCCAUGAGGCGAGGCAAAAGCCUCAGCGAUCUGUCUGUCCUGGCUGCUGACUCAGAGGACGAGGGAGACGAUGGUCUCUCUGAACACAGUCAGAGCUCUGAGCUCAGGAAGGUGGAGGCGACAGGGGCCAGAGGGAGUCCAGUAGGGUCCCUGUCAGAGGCCCCGAGACCAGGAGGAGGAGGAGGAGGAGGAGGAGGAGGAGGAAGCAGUGCCUCAGAGCAGAGCCACAGCAGGAACGGAGCGUUGAACUCCAGACAGCGAGGCUUCAGAGACUCAAAGGCUCCGAAUGAUCAAACUGGAUCUCUGCACAUCGAUGAUGAUGUGGAAUACGACGAUGACUUUAACAGCCAUCGGUCGGACCUGUCCAAGAGUGAGCUCAGCAUCGGCGAGGAGAUCGAGGAGGUUUCCAUCGAGGGACCCGACAACAGCGACAAGUUUGAUGAAACCACUCAGGAUCUGAGCGUCUCUCAGCUCAGUCACAGUCAUGGAGCCGACUACAUGGAGGACGUGGCCUGACCUUCCCAUCAUGCACCUCUUUGUGUCGUCAAUAUUUAAGUCUGUACAGCGUCAAGGAGAAAAUAAAGUCAUUUGUAUCCAGAGGCUGUUUGAUGGAGAAUGAUUUCACUGCAAAGCUUCAGUUGUUAGUGUCGGAGGAUGUUUGAGCCGUGUUCAGUUCCUCUGAGUCAAACUCUGCUGCGUUUAAUGACAUCACCAGUUUAAACACGCCGAGUUCCCCCAAGAGGGACCGUCUCCAGAGUCGGACCAGAGCGCACCCAACCACCUCCGAGGGCGGUGACGUCACAUAUCAUCGCUCAGAGGUGACCAAACUUUUUCAGUUGUUUCUUCCAAACUGUGAACAGACGUCUUUUUUUCAUCAGAUGUGCUGAUUCUCCUGAGAGCUGGUGUCUGCAGCUCCAGCUCCUCGUUGCUUCUGUCAGACAUUAGUUUGUCUCUCGUCUGUGGUCUGAACAUAUGUACAUGUACACACAAACAUUUACGUGUUGUUGAAUUUUAAUGUUUCCUGCCUCUGUGUCAAACGCUUUGUAACUGUAUGUUUAAAAAAUGCUUUGUGAAUAAAUCAUUUAUUUAAUGAA